AUGAAAUCGCAUUCAUUCGUUGUUGUUGAAGAACCGGUUUCGUUUAUCAUCACUUUCGCCUUUCUCGUCAUUGCAUCGAUCGCUACCGUAUCGGCAUCCAUAAUUGCUCCUACACCUGCCGCGGCAUUGGAAAAAAGACAAGCUUCUUCCGGUUCUUCUGCUUCUGGAUCGGGACCAGGUCAAUUUUCAAUUGGAAGUCUAGACCCAAGCUUAUCAUCUCUUUUCUCACAAAGGCUACAAUCAGCUUCUUCGAUCGCAGCUUCACAUUCGACAAUCGCAUUCACCAGUGUUUCCAGCUCAGCUUGUCCACAAGGAGGACAAUUACCAAAUGGAGAAUGUUGCACAUCCGGAACGGUGAUUGCCGGAAAAUGCUUCCAAGGCACAUCAUCAUCAUCUAGCACAGCCCCUGCUCAAACUACAACACAAAGGCAAGGUGAUGCUGCUACAUCUUUACGAUUCAACAUGUCCAACGCUUUACUAGUCUCCCUUUUCUCCGCUUUCUUCUUGGGAUUCGCACUCAUUCUUGCUUAA
This is a messenger RNA of Meira miltonrushii, 531 nucleotides long. RefSeq lists its product as uncharacterized. The transcript is spliced from 3 exons. The record is from RefSeq and is a predicted model, not a curated record. Lineage: Eukaryota; Fungi; Basidiomycota; Exobasidiomycetes; Exobasidiales; Brachybasidiaceae. The coding region runs from base 1 to 531 and encodes 176 amino acids.